UUCUCGGAGCUCCCCAAAAACAUUUUGCAUAAAGAAAUGGCCUCUUCAAAAUCAAAACCUGAUCUUGUGUCCUGCGACUUCGAGAUCCAUGGCGCGGUGCCCAAGGAGGCAUUCGAGCUAUUUGCCGCUACCCAGGCUCAGUUGCUGGGCCUCCGGGGCUAUGUUGUCCGGAUUGCAGACGACUUUUACAAGGGGCAGUUGCAGGGCGAGGGGAAAGUGAUCGAGGCCUUUAAGCAGCUAAUUGUGACAGCUGGCGAGUAUGUUGCAGCCAUCAAGGAGUUUGUCAUCAAGAAUUUAAAGUCUAUUCAGGAGUACAGCUACGAGGCCUUUGAGAUCAGAAAGUGAAACAACUUUGACAUGAAAACCUCAAUUUAAUUAGCAUAAAAUUUGGAUUGAAAGCCAAGCAAAUCAAAUAUAAAUUAAUUCA
Drosophila grimshawi is the source of this 427-nucleotide messenger RNA. RefSeq names its product acylphosphatase-1. The record is from RefSeq and is a predicted model, not a curated record. NCBI's taxonomy places the organism in Eukaryota, Metazoa, Arthropoda, Insecta, Diptera, Drosophilidae. Gene Ontology annotation, molecular function: acylphosphatase activity. Bases 37 to 345 code for a protein of 102 amino acids. The transcript has a single exon.